AUGCUUUUCUUUCGACGUCGUGAAACAACAGAAUCUCAAUCACGAUUAAGCGAUCAAGAACGAUGUAUUCAUGCAUUUAUUUUCUUUGCUUUUAUUAUCGUUAUUAUUACUGCUGUUUUAUUUUAUUUUGGAGCAACAACUAAAGGUUCAAAUGAUCAACGUCUUUAUUAUUAUAUAGGCGCUAGUAUUAGUCUUGUUUUUCUUCUAUUAAUUAUAAUAUCUACAAUUAUUUACGUUCGACAAUUUUAUAAUAAUUCAUUAUCUACGCCACAUCAUCAAGGAAUCAUAGCUAAUAAUCAAUAUGACAAUUCAAGAUAUCCAAAUCAUCAUCCGUGA
Molecule: messenger RNA, 336 nt
Organism: Adineta steineri
Lineage: Eukaryota; Metazoa; Rotifera; Eurotatoria; Adinetida; Adinetidae
Source: the annotation of a GenBank genome assembly